Molecule: messenger RNA, 4771 nt
Organism: Labrus mixtus (cuckoo wrasse)
Lineage: Eukaryota; Metazoa; Chordata; Actinopteri; Labriformes; Labridae
Gene: cacna2d4a
Product: calcium channel, voltage-dependent, alpha 2/delta subunit 4a
Exons: 41
Coding region: 562-3939 (1125 amino acids)
Cellular component (GO): voltage-gated calcium channel complex
Molecular function (GO): voltage-gated calcium channel activity
Source: RefSeq, a predicted model, not a curated record
UUUCCAUCCAGCACUCCAUCCUUAUUACUCUCCAUCCGGUAGUGUAGUCGUGAUUGUUGGUCAGGAUGUGAGGUCAGCAGAUAGGAGAUAUUCUGGGCAAAAGGACGACAGAAAGGUCUCUUGGAAAUUCAUUUUCUUGCCCUCUUUGGGAAUACUUUUCAGUCAAAGAUCAAGGAUAGAACUUGUUUUUAAAGAAGACAGGCGUUUACCAGGACGACCCAAGGCUUCCUUCAACUCCUUUUUCCCCGCUGCAUCCUGUGGAUCCAUGAAAGAAAGCAUGGAGGAGGAAAGAGGAUGAUGGGAGGAGUUUUAAUAGGAUUAAGAGGUGUGGGAAUAUGGCUGGACUCUAUCGUGGCUCAUGGUCUGCAGAAGUGACCUUUGACACCAGAGACAAGAGCUUUCUAGACUCUCCUGCCUGCCGCUCUAACCAGCUAAGCUGACAUCAAAUCAUCAAUCGAACACUUUUUAUUUCUUUAAGUUCACCUUCCUUUUCUACAUUUCUCAAAGGGAAUGAUUUCAAAGAUCUAACGACAUGCCAUACGUGCAACAACUGCUUGGCUGAUGCAGAUUGCAGCAGCUGCAGGGAUGACCUGCUGGAGCCGGGGAAACGCAGAGAAUGCCAGUAAAUCGGACAGAAGUGGGCCGCACAGGGGGAAGCUGAUGAUGCUGUUGUGGAUUAUCCUCUCCAGCUCGCUGUGCCUGAUGGUUGACGGCCAGAUGAAGAUCUCACCAGAAACGGUGCAGCAGUGGGCUGUGUCUUUUGGAAAGGAGUUAUCGGCCCUGUCCUCCAGAUACUCUGGAGCUAAGCUGCUACAGAAGAAAUACAAGGAUGUGGAGGGAGUGGUUAAAAUCGAGGAGGUGAACGGAGAGGAGCUGGUAAAGAAGUUUGCCGAAGAGAUGGAGGAGAUGCUCGGCAGGAAGAUGAAAUCUGUGAAGAGGUUAGCAGAAUCAGCAGAGGAUGCCGACCUUUACCAUGAAUACAAUGAAACCCUAGAGUUUGAUUACUAUAACUCUUUGCUGAUCAACUCGGUGGAUGAGGACGGGAAUCCCGUGCCUCUGGGAGGAGAAUUCGCUCUGGAGGCAAACGAGCACUUCAAUAAACUUCGGGUCAACACGGAGCAGAGUAACAUUCAAGUCCCGACGAAUGUCUACAACAGAGAUCCAGAUAUUCUGAACGGAGCCUACAUGUCUGAGGCGCUAAAUGAUGUUUUCGUUGACAACUUCCAGAAAGAUCCAACACUCACCUGGCAGUACUUUGGCAGUGCUACAGGCUUCUUCCGGCUCUACCCUGGGAUCCAGUGGAUUCCAGAUGAAAAUGGUGUUGUCACCUUUGAUUGCAGAAACAGAAACUGGUAUAUCCAGGCAGCCACUUCUCCUAAAGAUGUCGUUAUCGUGGUCGAUGUCAGCGGCAGUAUGAAGGGGCUCAGAUUGACCAUAGCCAAACACACAAUCAACACAAUCCUGGACACACUGGGAGAAAAUGACUUUGUUAACAUCAUAGCUUACAGUGACUAUGUUCGCUACGUGGAGCCCUGCUUCAAGGGCACCCUGGUACAAGCAGAUUUGGAUAACCGUGAGCAUUUCAAACUUUUGGUUGAAGAGCUUCAUGUGAAAGGAGAGGGCAAAGUGAAAAAUGCAAUGAAGGAAUCUUUCAGGAUCCUUAAUGAGGCUGCAGCACUGGGUCAGGGCAGCCUGUGUAACCAGGCCAUCAUGCUGAUCACAGAUGGGGCCAUGGAGGAUUUCAAGGAUGUGUUUGAAAAUUUCAACUGGCCAGAACGACGGGUUCGAGUGUUCACCUAUCUGAUUGGACGAGAGAUGACAUUUGCUGAAAAUGUGAAAUGGAUUGCCUGCAACAACAAGGGUUACUACACACAUGUCUCCACACUGGCCGACGUCCAAGAAAAUGUUAUGGAGUACCUCCAUGUUCUCAGCCGGCCAAUGGUCAUCAACCAUGAUCAUGACAUCAUCUGGACCGAGGCCUAUAUGGACAGUGUGUUACCAUGCACAGAAGAGCUGUUCACCACUCAGGCUCAAAGCCUGCUCCUGAUGACCUCUGUGGCCAUGCCUGUGUUCAGCAAGAAGCAAGAGACUUUGUCUCAUGGGAUUUUGCUGGGAGUUGUAGGGACUGAUGUGGCCUUGAAAGAGCUGAUGAGAUUAGCUCCAAGAUACAAGCUGGGUGUCCAUGGUUACGCCUUCCUCCUCACCAACAACGGCUACAUCCUGUCUCACCCUGAACUAAGACCUUUGUAUAAGGAGGGGAAGAAGCUCAAACCCAAACCCAACUACAACAGCGUUGAUCUGUCAGAGGUGGAAUGGGAAGACACUGAGGAGACGCUGAGGACAGCCAUGGUUAAAGGAGAAACUGGAGCAAUGUCUUUAGAUGUGAGAAUUACUGUGGAUAAAGGAAGGAGAGUGCUAUUCCUGAAGAAUGAUUACUUCUACACGGUCAUCAACGAGACACCAUUUAGUCUGGGUAUUGUCCUAACUCGGGGAUACGGACAAUAUAUCUUCAUCGGGAAUGUCUCUGUUGAGGAGGGUCUACAUGACUUACUGACCCCAGACCUGACCCUCGCCAGCGAAUGGACCUACUGCGAGACAGACAUUGACCCAGACCAUCGUAAGCUGAGCCAGCUGCAGGCUGUGGUGAAAUACCUCACGGGCAAAGAACCAGAUCUAGAUUGUGAUGCGCUGCUUUUGCAACAAACUCUUUUUGAUGCUGUGGUCACGGCUCCUAUGGAAGCCUACUGGACGGCCCUCAUGCUCAACACAUCUGGUAUGGACGAGGGGAUUGAAACAGUGUUCUUGGGGACCCGUUCAGGCCUGAUGAGAUUCCAGAGAUACACUGGCAUUGAGAAGAGAACUGGCAAGUCUUUCUUGACCUCCACAGACAAGGAGAACAUGUUCACGCUGGACCAUUUCCCGGUGUGGUACCGCAGAGCAGCCGAGUACCCAGCUGGAAAGUUUCUAUACUACACACCCAGACUGGACACGAGAGCAGGGAGGAUUGCCAUUGCUACGACAGCGGUGACGGUUACGGUUGGGAAGAAGACGGCGAUCGCUGGAGCCAUCGGUGUUCAGAUGACCUUAGCUUUGAUGGAGUCCAGAUUCUGGGCCAUCGCGGCACAGCCAAACGACACAGAUUGCUCUGAUGUAGAAUGGGCUUGCCCUUUGCGGUGUGACAGCUAUGAAAUCGAGUGCUACGUGAUUGACAAUAAUGGCUUUGUCCUCAUUUCGAAGCAGCGCAAUGAUGCUGGAAGGUUCUUCGGCGAGGUUGACGGAUCGGUGAUGACAACACUGAUCAGAAUGGGCAUGUUCAAAAGGGUGUCAUUGUUCGACUACCAGGCCAUGUGUAAGAUGACCUCACAUUCUGUCAGCAGCGCCCGUCCACUUCUCAGUCCUUUCUAUGGUUUGGCUUCAGCCCUCAAGUGGUUCCUCUCCAACUUUCUGCUGUUUCUCCUGGAGUUUAAUAUAUGUGGCUACUGGCACACGGAUCAUUUCGCUGAAGCAAAGCCAUCUUACGGCUUGUCCUCAACUCAUAAGAAAAGAGGGGACAGCCUGCAGCCGUGUGACACUGAGUACCCCAGCUUUGUCUACGAGCCAUCAGUCAAAGAGACCAACAGCAUUAUUAAGUGUGGACGCUGCCAAAAGAUGUUUGUGAUGCAUCAGAUACCAGAGACCAACCUGUUGAUGUUGGUGGUGCAGGCAGACUGUGACUGCUCCAGACAGUACCCACCCAUCACUAUGGAGCCCAGGGAGGUCAAAUAUAAUGCCUCUGUAAAGUGUGACAGGAUGAGGUCCCAGAAGAUUCGAAGGCGCCCCGAGUCAUGCCACGCCUAUCACGAACAGGAAAACGCCAAUGACUGUGGAGGAGCUUCUGCUAUAUCCCUCUCUGCCGCACUCUUCCUCACCUGUCUCUCCUUCUCCAAACUUGUCUCUUGAUAAAGGACUACGUUGCCGUUUCACCUUUUCUCAUUUAAAGGAGGACACCUGGAUGGAUCAAAGGAUGUGUUUGGACACUGGACACCUCAAGUGGAUUUUUUUGACUUAAACGUUCCUAAUUCUGCACAUGUUUGCUCAUGACAACCACAAACCAAGUCUCUAAUGGCAAACCUUUAUUGUGGUUAUUGAACUCCUUAAAAUUAAAAAAAACUGCAAAGACGGUAAGUCAAUGAGCUGUUGUUGCCAUGGAUACUUUUUCUCCUACACCACUUUGCAUCUUAAAACAAGAAGGGACUAAAGAGAUGCAGGUGGUAGCUGUGACGAGGAAGGGAAGGGCAUUGAAAGAAGGGAACCAUGAGUGACAAGAUGCAACGAGACAAGAGGAGGGAAAUUGCCUCUUGUUUUCCAAAUCCCACUGAACUGAACAUUGCAGACACACAUGCAUAUUAUAUAUGCAGCUGGCAGCAUGCACGCGAUGAACCCUGAAAGUUCCUUCUUCAGGCUAUUAUAUCAGCUUCUUUAACACUGAAUGAAAGAUGGGAGUGAAGGGCUUCAGAAAUGUAUGGAUUGGUGUCACAUCAGUGAUGCUACUAGAAUUGAUGUUUCGCCUGGUAUUUACAAAAGCUUCGCCACAAAUGUCAAAGGGCAGUGGCUCAUUGCCAAGAAAGUAUUCACAAAGAAGUAAGAUUAAAAAAAAAAAUCACAUGCACGUAAAAAUGUUAUACAGAGUAGAUCAUCAAAACAUCAGAAGAAGUUAAAUAAGGUUGUUUUGUUUUUUUUACUUCUGCUUUGAUUAAAUCCCAAAAUUGUUUGUUUCUGUGACAUAUCUUUU